Molecule: messenger RNA, 1678 nt
Organism: Cyprinodon tularosa
Lineage: Eukaryota; Metazoa; Chordata; Actinopteri; Cyprinodontiformes; Cyprinodontidae
Product: tetra-peptide repeat homeobox protein 1-like
Exons: 4
Coding region: 36-1610 (524 amino acids)
Source: RefSeq, a predicted model, not a curated record
UACUGUGCUGGCUUUCAACUGGCUGACAUUACAUUAUGGGGUUUUUGUUAAGGUUGGCGGUUGCUUUCUUAGUAUCAGUGGGGACAAGUAAAGUAAAUGCUAGGAGUGUGCCAUCAAGAACUUUUAAAUCUGACCUUUCCACUGAGGGGCCAGAGAAGCUGGGCUAUUCGGCUUGGAAGAAAAGGCUCUUUCAGCCCCAGGAGAAACAAGGCAUUAACUGGAAUCGGUUUCCCAAGUCCCAGUACAAAGUUGGUUUUACCCCUCAAGUCCAGCAACCAUGGUUUCAAGAAAAAUAUCCUUGUUCAAUUGGAACUUGGGUAGGUUCUUGUGAGCCAUCAAGGCUAUCCUUUGACUCCAAAUACCCAAUGGGAGGACCCGCCCUUCAGGUGCAGCCACAGUUCCCUGGAAAGUUUUCUUGUUCAAUGGGAUCUCAAGCAGGUCCUUGUGGUCUUGCGCUCCAAAGAGGUGGUCGCUUUCCUCAGGUGCAACCAUCAGUGCUUCCUGUAGAGCCCAAAUUUCCAAUAAGAGCUCCAGUCCCUGGGGUCCAGCCACCAAGGCUUCCUGGAGAGCCCAAUUAUCCAAUUGGAGGUCCCAUCCUUCAAAUGCAGCAACACUUUCCUGGAAAGUUUACUUGUUCAAUGGGAUCUCAAGCAGGUUCUUGUGUGCCAUUAAGGCCUUCUUUUGAUCCUACACUUCAAAGAGGUGGUCCCGUCCCUGUGGUCCAGCCACCGAGGUUUCCUGUAGAGCCCAAAUUUCCAAUAGGAGGUCCCGUCCCUGGGGUCCAGCCACCGAGGUUUCCUGUAGAGCCCAAAUUUCCAAUAGGAGGUCCCGUCCCUGGGGUCCAGCCACCGAGGUUUCCUGUAGAGCCCAAAUUUCCAAUAGGAGGUCCCGUCCCUGGGGUCCAGCCACCGAGGUUUCCUGUAGAGCCCAAAUUUCCAAUAGGAGGUCCCGUCCCUGGGGUCCAGCCACCGAGGUUUCCUGUAGAGCCCAAAUUUCCAAUAGGAGGUCCCGUCCCUGGGGUCCAGCCACCGAGGUUUCCUGUAGAGCCCAAAUUUCCAAUAGGAGGUCCCGUCCCUGGGGUCCAGUCACCGAGGUUUCCUGUAGAGCCCAAAUUUCCAAUAGGAGGUCCCGUCCCUGGGGUCCAGCCACCGAGGUUUCCUGUAGAGCCCAAAUUUCCAAUUGGAGGUCCCGUCCUUCAAAUGCAGCCACACUUUCCUGGAAUGUUUCCUUGUUCAAUGGGGACUGGAGCAGGUCCUUGCAGCCCACCAGGGCUUCCUUUUGAUCCUAGGCUCCAACGAAAUCGUGUCCCUCAGGUCCAGCCACCACACUCUUCUGGAAAGUUUCUUUGCUCAAGUGGGACUUCAACAGCUCCCUGUCUUUCACAUACAUUUGAUGCUGGGACCAUGCACCCUUCAACAAGUCAAAGCAAACAACUGCCUUCUACUGAAUCCCUCUACCCAGUAGGGGGCCCAGCAAGCCACAGAAUUGUGCCCCUGAUGUUCAACAUGAAGCCUAGAGAGGCUUCAAAAAGAACCUUGAACCAUGGAUAUCCACUAAAGAGUCCAGGCUGCAAGAGCGAAUGGCCAUUUCUGACUCCAAUUGCCUGUUAAGAUCUGAAUCAGGUGCAGUAGUGGUAAAGUCUGAAGGGUCAUUCAUCUUAAAAUAAAGCAAACUUUUC